CUUCUCCCGGGGCUGGCGCGGAGGGGUGCGGGUUUCCUGCCGCUCCUUCCCUCACGGCUCCGCGCCUCGGACACAGCCCUUCGCUCUCGGUGCUGGCUCGGGGGGGAGGUGGUGCUUGGCCCUCCACAAAAAAAAAAAAAAAAAAAAAAAAAAAAAAAAAAAAAAAGCAGGUUCCUCUGUGUGUGUAUGUGUGGUGAGUUUUCUUCGCUGGCGACGGAAUGGAGGCGGCUCAGCGCUCCCGCACAGCCCAAGCAGCGGGGGAUAGGGAGGGGGUGCUGCCGGGCUCUGCUCGGGACAAGCUCUCUUUUGUGUGAGCUUGGAUGACCGAGACACCUCGCGAGCCUUUUUCCAGAUGUGCUCGAGAGAGGAAUCUGGGGCCCUUUGUGCAUGAAAUUUGCCUAAUUUAUGAGUUUCUGUCUCCCUGGGAGUGCCCUGAGAAAGUGCUUGCAAAGUCGUAGAACUUUCUAACGUUUUAAAUAUGUUUGCAUAGCUUUGUGGAGUUUUUCUUCCCUCCCUUGCAUAGGGAAGAGGCAAGCCCAGCAUCUGUGAGAGAAGUUAGUAGCUCCGAAUAACCCCCUCCCCCAGCCCGGUUGCUCUGAGGUUUUACCUUGCAGCUUGCAUAGCUGAUGGACUUUGCUCUCUUUGAAGCUUUGUAACUUUGGGGCAGGCUGGGAGAACUUUCUGGACUAAAAGCAGCAUAACUCCUGAAUCCGUUUAAUCUGUACUUAAUGUUCUUGUUUGUUUGUGGGGAUUUUUUGUUUUGGUGGUGUUUUUGGUUUGUUUUAUUUUUUUCCUCCUCUGGCUCUCCUCAGCUGGGAGGAAGUUGGCCGAUGGGGAAGUACAGAUGUGAUGUGUGGAGCUAUAGGGGCUCCCAGGGUGGCUGCUGCCCAAGCUGCUUUUACCGACAGAAGUGAAAAAUGUCACUUGGCUCUCUGCUUCUUCAGGUUCCUCCUGCUUUUGCUACCCCAGGAAAGGAGCAGAGCUGUUGAGAGUGUGUCGUGGCAUCAAAGUGAAAGCUGUCUGGAUGUAUAACAGGUGGCAGACCCACCAUGAGACCUGGGAACUGACCCUCUUGCUAAAGGAGGUGUCCCUUGGUUCUGUCCUCCUACUUCUUCCGGCUCUCAGAAAGAAACAGUGUAUGAGGCAACUUAGGUAUCCUGACUGUGACCUUAGGGGGCAUCUUUCUUCAUAGCUCCACUUGAGUCAUCCUAAAUGCUGUUAGAGCAGGUAGAAAAAUCUCUGCCCUCGGGGUAAAUGUGCGGAUGAGAAAGAUUUGAGAUUAGUUCUGUUGGCGUGACACUCCCUCUCCCACAGCUCUCACAAACUGCGCCACAGGACCUGUGUGAGCUGUGUGUUUCUGGUAAGGCUUAGAUGGCAUUGGCAACACCCCAGGGCUGGAGGGGGUGACUCUCUGCAAGGCCAAGCUUCCUCAGCCGGUUUGGUCUGUGUGUGGGUGGGCUGAUAACCAGCAGUGAGGAUGAGCAGGGGCAGCUGCUGGGUGGAGACAGCCCUGAGCAGCAAGUGCCCUAAGUGCGGCACAGCGUACCGGGAAAUGGGCUGCUUUGGGUUCAGGGAGAUAGCAGCUGCUGGUUGCUAAGCCAGUGGGUUUUUUUGUGAAGCAGCCAAUGUCCCCAGACUGUGUGUUGACUAACCCCGUGAUUAGAAGUGACAUUGUCACUGUAGUGUGCUGCUCAUAAUCCUGUCAAAUCUGGUAGAACUACUGCCAAGUGGUUCAUUGCACCCUAGUGAAAUAAUUGAGAAGGAGGCAAAAGUCUCUAAAGAAAGGCUGGAGGUGUUUUUAACACCUUCUGAAGCUUGGUGGGAACUGCAGAAUGGAAGGGAGCUGGUCAGUCCCUUCUGACUGGCCAGUCUGUUGACCCUUAAAAGUUUGGAGGAGUGAGGACAGACCUUGCUAAUUACUCUUCUGCCCUGGCUCUUUCCCAUUCUGAAUCCAGGGGGAAUGCUCAGCACAGCUUUUUGGCUCCUGCUUAUUGUUGCGGCCUCAUUCUCCUUUUGAAACUCCCAGAAGAGUUGUCCAAGUGUAUGCCUCUUAUCAGCACUGCACAAAGGGAAGGAAAAGUUUAGCAGCACGGACUUUGUUUGUCUGCGUUGCCACACGCUUGUGACCUGGGGAGGCUGGGACAGGUUGCUGCUCUAUCGUGCCACGCUGCACUGAGCCGUGGGAGCGCUUAGAAUGGGGCGUGCGGCUCUUAGCAGCAGCCUGGGGUUAUCGGGGGUGGGCGGAUGUUCGUGGCACCGGGGCUGUCUGUGGCAGCAGCUGUUAUUGUCCGUGGGAGAGGCCGGCAGCGCGGAGGGGCACUGAUUCGGACAUGCCAACGCGAAAAGCUGGCACGGAGCCCCCGUGCUGACGGCAGCCCUAUUGUGCUAGGGUGUUAGGAGGGCUAUGGGCAUGCCAGGCUUACAACAAAGCGUCUGGCUCUAUGGAGGCUUCUAGCACGGGGGAGCUUGCUGGCCUGGAUCGCAGGACCGGGGCAGUCCUGGGGAUGCGCCUCUCCCCGGGACAGCCGCCGUUCCCGGCCGGGCACCCUGCCUUGGCUGGGCCCGGGGCUGCCCGCGGGCGGGCGGGCGGGGGGCGGCGGCAUCCGGGGAGCGCUUCCUGGCGGGGGCGGAGCGGAGCGGGCGGCAGAGCCCGGCCGGGGCAGGCAGGAGACGCGGGCUGGCAUCGCCCAGCUCCCGGAGACCCUGUCCCGCCCGGCCGUGCGGGCUCCGGCGGCAUGGAGGGGCCUGGAGGUGCUGAGAAGAUGGCCUCCCCAGGUGCCCCAGGGACCCGCAUGACAUCCACAGUCAGCAUCAACAUUUCUACCCCUUCCUUCUACAACCCACAGAAGAAGUUUGCACCUGUGGUUGCCCCUAAGCCCAAGGUGAACCCCUUCAAGGCUGGGGGUGCGUCAGAGUCAUCGCUGCCUCCACCUCCUGGUCCUGGUGCCCAGCGUGCUCAGAUGGGGAAGGUGGGGGAGAUUCCAUUACCACCCGUGUCCCUGCUGGCAGAAGACCUGCCGCUGCCACCUCCUCCUCCACCUGGGGAGGAUGCAAGUUUCUCCUCAAACUGUGCAUUUCCACCACCCCCACCACCCUUUGAAGAACCUUUUCCACCAGCCCCAGACGAAGCUUUUCCCUCUCCUCCUUCUCCACCACCUCCUCCUCCUCCACCAAUGUUCGACGAAGGACCUCUGGGCAAGGUUCCUGCCCCACAGGUACGUGGCAAGAUGAGCAGCAUUGAUCUUGAGAUUGACUCACUGUCUGUAAUGUUGGAUGACAUGGAGAAGAAUGACCCCUUCAAAUCCCGGAUAACUUCAGGAUCCACAGGCUCUCUGGAGAAACCAUUGGCCCCAAAAGCCCCUGUGGAAGUACUAUCUGCACCCAAAGAUACUCCUCAUUCCUUUCCUUCCAAGUUCACUCCAAAGCCAAGUGGAAGCUCAUCUUUCAAGCCCCCUGGGGUGGAUUUGAACCCCACCCCAACCCCAUGGGCAGCCCCACAGCAACGCAAGGAGCCCCAAGCACCAGUCCCUCCACCCCCCUCUCUCCCUCCUGCUCAGCCUACCCCUAAAUUCACCCCAUCUCCUGUUGCUGGCUCUCCAAAGUCUGUGUCCAAAUCAGGUGACAGUGCUCCAAUGGCUCCCUCAAAUUCUACAAGAUACCCUACCUCCCUUCAGACUCAGUUCACAGCCCCUUCACCGUCAGGCCCCUCCUCUCGACCACAGCCCCCCAAUUUCACCUAUGCCCAGCAGAGGGAAAGACCCCAAGUGCAGGAGAAGCCACGCCCAACAGAACAACCUGCUGCUGCAAGAGACACGCAUAGGCCCACGGGUUCCAGUGCAGAUCCGCCUAGGGGGAAUUCCUGUCUGACAAUGAAGGAGGUAGAAGAGCUGGAGAAGUUGACCCAAAAACUCAUGAAGGAUAUGGAGCAUCCACCCCCAGCAGAGGCUGCAACUUCUGAGCUCUGUGGCUUCUGCCGGAAGCCCCUGUCACGAACCCAGCCAGCUGUGAGGGCCCUGGACCGCCUCUUCCACGUGGAAUGCUUCACCUGCUUCAAAUGUGAGAAGCAGCUGCAGGGGCAGCAGUUCUACAAUGUGGAUGAGAAGCCCUUCUGCGAGGACUGCUAUGCUAGCACCUUGGAAAAGUGCAGUGUCUGCAAGCAGACCAUCACAGACCGGAUGCUGAAGGCCACUGGCAACUCAUACCAUCCCCAGUGCUUCACCUGCGUGAUGUGCCAUACCCCCCUGGAGGGCACCUCUUUUAUUGUGGACCAGUCCAACCAGCCUCACUGUGUGGAUGACUACCACAGGAAGUAUGCUCCACGCUGCUCAGUCUGUAGUGAACCUAUCAUGCCAGAGCCUGGAAAGGAUGAGACAGUGCGUGUUGUUGCACUGGAGAAAAAUUUCCACAUGAAAUGUUACAAGUGUGAGGACUGUGGGAAGCCCUUGUCCAUUGAAGCAGACGAGAAUGGGUGCUUUCCUCUGGAUGGGCACGUGCUGUGUAUCAAGUGUCACACCGUCCGUGCAAAAACGGCGCGCUGAGGAGCUCGGAGGGGCCGUUCCCUCGAGACCCCCGCACUCAAUACUCCUCCCCUCCCUGCAAUUGUCCUACCCCUCUGCCUGACAAGGCAGACUGCUACCAACGGAGACUAUGCCAGCGCAGUUUUUCACUCAUGUAGGAUUCACUGCUCCUAGACUUCACUCUGCACAUCCACCAAGAAAGGACCUCUUGUCCUGCCACCGCUUCCUGGCCACAGUGUAUUCCAGGCUGGGGGCUGUGAUCAAGGUGAGUGCACAAUUGCCGUUUCCUCAAGACUCUGGUGGAGAAAGAUCAGAGCUCCACCACCGCCUGGUGGAAGAAGCAAGAAGGGCCUGGUGGCAGAUGCUGGGAAGGGCUGAGAGCAUUCUUCAGUUCCAUGGAGCAAAGAACGAUGAAGUGACUUGAGAAGGUGGAAGCCUGCAUCUUGGCACCACUUCUGUCUUUUAUUUUAUAUCUUGUGACACCUCAUCAGGAUGUGUUCCUCUGCCUGCUCCCUCACCUGGGUUAGAGUGUGGAGGCAUAAAGUAGUGCAAAUCUGUUACUGUUGCUGGAAAAAGCUAACCUGCUAUAGCUUUUCUGUCUCUAAUGGAUUUUACUGAUUAACUGUCUUGUCUUUUUUUCCCUUGGCCAGAUUAAACUGGCAGUGUUUGAAAUACUACUCUGUUUCUGAGUUUGGAAACUUUAAAUAAAAAAAUCUUCCCCUUCCCAAAAUGAAUUGUUUCCCAGUGCGGUUUCUGGACAGCCAGGCUGGGAACCAGAGUAGCAAAGCAGUCCAAAGAAUGCAUGUUUACAAAUAAAGACUGUCAUAAGGACGGGCAGCACAUGGUGAGGAGGCGUCUCGGUGCGUGGAUGAGGAUUCAGCAGACUGAGGAAUGUCUCCUGUUCCAGUAGGGUUUCUUUCACUGCUGUCGGUGAAAGCCGCGGUGUAAUUGCAAUGUACUGUCUGGCUCUGAGCGUUACUGCACCGAGCCCCAUUUCCUGGACUAGAAACUGUCUCAAACUGAACAAACAUUUUGAAUAACAGCACUGUCCAACCACUGUUUGCAUUCAAUAAAAUGUGUGGGUUUUUUUCCAUUAA
Molecule: messenger RNA, 5614 nt
Organism: Motacilla alba alba
Lineage: Eukaryota; Metazoa; Chordata; Aves; Passeriformes; Motacillidae
Gene: ZYX
Product: zyxin
Exons: 10
Coding region: 2442-4538 (698 amino acids)
Biological process (GO): transforming growth factor beta receptor signaling pathway; integrin-mediated signaling pathway
Source: RefSeq, a predicted model, not a curated record